This is a messenger RNA of Helicoverpa zea (corn earworm), 1671 nucleotides long. Its product is annotated as ommochrome-binding protein-like. Bases 802 to 1650 code for a protein of 282 amino acids. NCBI's taxonomy places the organism in Eukaryota, Metazoa, Arthropoda, Insecta, Lepidoptera, Noctuidae. Gene Ontology annotation, molecular function: protein binding. The transcript is spliced from 2 exons. The record is from RefSeq and is a predicted model, not a curated record.
ACACAAGUUGUGGAAUAAGUAAAGAAAUAUCAGUGUUAUUGUGAAUGAUAAAGAAGACGGUAUAGUUCUCGGUUAAAAAUUGGCAAAAAAUAUUGAUUGAAAUCUAAAUAAGCUCUUAGAGAUGAAGUUAUACGUAAGAAUCAUCUGGAAGAAAUACUAAUAAAAUAGGCAGUGGAUUACCUACACCGGUGUGAUUUGUUAUAGUUCAUCAAUUGUUUAUUAUUGAUACAAACAAUAGAUGCAGAAGGAAAACAACCAGUGUUUCGUUACGUUAAUUAAUAACAAUACUCGGCUCAUUGUUCAGAUGCGUUCAUUAAAGAAACAUGUGUCAGACAACAGUUCGUGAUAAGAUUCAUUUGGAAAUAAUUCGUUAUGGAUUUUAAAAUUUCCAGUUUUAUGUAAGUAGUUUUUUUUUGUGUUUUGAAUUAGAUACAAAUAGGUAAUCAUGAGGCAAAAGAGGAUGGAAACUAGUUAAAUAAAUUGUGAUUAGUGUGUUCGAUUUAAAUGUGAUUAGAUUAUAGUGAAUGACUAGUGUAUGUUCUCAUAAAAUAUUGUGGUUCAAUCAUAGAUUAGUAUAUGGAAAAAAAUAUUUGGCUUUUUCCUGUUUAUUAUUAGAUGCAUUGUAUAAAUGAUACGAAUACGUGCAAAUAUAUUCAGAUGAAGAUGAAGAUUUGGCUUGAACUUUGCCCUAUUUAUAAUGUUUAAAUUAAGACUCAAAUUCUAGAAUCAUCUAAUCAAGAAUAAUUUAAUCAUAGACCAACCAGACUUAGAAAUAACUUGUAAAAUUCCAGAACACCCUCAAUGAUCAUCAGGCUAUACAUUCUACUAUCAGCCGCAGUGUCUUCUAAAGCUGUCCCAGAGGUCGCGUGCAAUCGAAUAAAAAUUGGAGAAAAUUGGUACGACCGGGACACCCUGUGGGGCAAUAUAGGAAGACCUUACAACCUCAACGUGCAUAGAGGAUCCAAUUCACUAUUCUUCAGCUACUCUCUACCAGAAACUUACUCCGAUGUCGACUUCCAAUUGGCGUACUUCAAUAUUGACACAAGAGAGUACCAAACUAUAGCUGGAAUCAGAGGAGGCUGCUCAGUAGCUAUAGACCAGAUGAAUGAUGAUAUUUACUUGGGAGGCAGCGAUGGAAUCUACAAAUACAACAUGCUAACAAAACUAGCAGAUUUCUACAAAGAAAAAGGAAAGAACAUCUGGUCGUUAUUCUUCAAGAAGAAUUUGUUCUACAUAAGCUAUCCUGAUCAAAAACUCCAUAUAGAAUUCGAUGGAAAAUUUGCCACUGUGAAAGAGUUUGAGAAUUUUGAGAUAGAUUAUUUUCAUGUGAGUAGUGCAAAUGUUAUUUAUUUUGCUAACAAAACUGGUUUAUAUAAAUAUGAUAACGAUAAGAUGGUAGCACAAGUAGUUAAUGAACUUAUUACUGUUAGACAAAUAGUUGAGGAUAACGAGGGAGAUACAUACAUAGUGAGUAAUUUUGGUGUGUUUGCUGACGGGAAAUUUGAAGGUCUAAAGAAGAUUUUGGACAUGAAGAACGUAUACGGUCUAGCUUUUGACAAGGAUAAUAAUUUUAUUUACUCAGACGAAAAGAAUAUUAUUAAGCUUGAAUAUAGUGUAGUUGGUUGUGAUAAGAAACAUGUACAUUGGUAAUACAAUUUUUGUGUAAGUGUC